Aquila chrysaetos chrysaetos is the source of this 1804-nucleotide messenger RNA. It is a transcript of the gene SH3GL3, whose product is annotated as SH3 domain containing GRB2 like 3, endophilin A3. Lineage: Eukaryota; Metazoa; Chordata; Aves; Accipitriformes; Accipitridae. Gene Ontology annotation, cellular component: glutamatergic synapse; presynapse; cytoplasm. Gene Ontology annotation, molecular function: protein binding. The transcript has 9 exons. The record is from RefSeq and is a predicted model, not a curated record. The coding region runs from base 141 to 1202 and encodes 353 amino acids. Gene Ontology annotation, biological process: endocytosis; synaptic vesicle uncoating.
GCAGCCGCCGAGCCCGCUUGGAAGGCGAUGUUUCCAUCUGCGCGGGGCGCCGGGGCUGUAGGUGCGGGUGACACAGCGAGAGGCCGGGCCGGCCGCUCGGCCUGGGCAGCGCCGCCGCCUCGGGCAGCCGCGGGGGAAAGAUGUCGGUGGCGGGGCUCAAGAAGCAGUUUCACAAAGCCAGCCAGUUGUUCAGUGAAAAAAUAAGUGGAGCAGAAGGAACAAAGUUAGAUGAAGAAUUUCAAGAGAUGGAAAGGAAAAUUGAUGUUACUAAUAAAGCUGUAACAGAGCUUCUGUCCAAGUCCACAGAGUAUCUUCAGCCAAAUCCAGCAUACAGAGCCAAGCUGGGAAUGCUAAACACUAUGUCAAAGAUCAGAGGACAAGUUAAAACCACAGGCUAUCCCCAGACAGAGGGACUCCUAGGAGACUGCAUGAUACGGUAUGGCAGAGAGCUUGGCGAUGAUUCUAUGUUUGGCCUUGCACUACUGGAUGCUGGUGAGAGCAUGAAGCAAAUGGCGGAGGUGAAGGACUCGCUUGAUAUUAAUGUCAAACAAAAUUUUAUUGAUCCUCUACAGUUACUGCAGGACAAAGAUUUAAAAGAGAUUGGGCAUCAUUUGAAGAAACUAGAAGGACGCCGUUUGGAUUAUGAUUAUAAAAAGAAGCGUUUUGGAAAGAUACCAGAUGAAGAAGUUAAACAAGCAGUAGAAAAAUUUGAAGAGUCAAAGGAACUGGCUGAAAGAAGCAUGUUCAAUUUCUUAGAAAAUGAUGUAGAACAAGUUAGCCAGUUGGCUGUGUUUGUAGAAGCAGCACUAGAUUACCAUAAACAAUCCACAGAAAUUUUGGAGGAUCUGCAGAGCAAGCUGCAAAACCGAAUAAAUGUAGCGUCUAGUCGGCCUAAACGUGAAUUUAAGCCAAAGCCUGUAAUAACUACAACUCUGGAAAUUGGUGAUAAUCAGCAGCACAAUGGGAUUGCCUAUAGUUCUUCCAUAAAAUCAUCAGGUUCUUCAAUGCACAUGGAUCAGCCUUGCUGCCAAGCUCUCUAUGACUUUGAGCCAGAAAAUGAAGGCGAGCUUGGGUUUAAGGAAGGGGACAUCAUAACUUUGACCAAUCAGAUUGAUGAGAAUUGGUAUGAGGGGAUGUUAAAUGGAGAGUCUGGCUUCUUCCCCAUUAACUAUGUUGAAGUGAUGGUUCCCUUGCCUCAGUGAUUGUGUCAUUCAAGCUGUGAACAUGAUUUCAUGACUGAAAUGAAUUCACAAAUGUUCUGUCAGUGUGGCAUUCUGUGAAAGCCUUGCUAUUUGACUGACUUACUGACUUUUGUAUGCGUCUUUUUAAAAUGUAUUUAUUUUAUAUUCAAAAAAAUUUCACCUUCCCUGACUCAUCAACCUGCAAAAAAACCCAUACCCAGUUUUUUUGCUUUGUGCCUUGAAGAUCACUGUAUGAAGUGUUUACUGGUCGCUCACUGUUGCUCCAAAAAUGCAUUUCCUUGCUAUUAUUGUAUGUGGAUUUUUUCUUUUUUUUAAUCUUUGGCUGCAAUGAUUUUACUAUUGAAAACCAUUUUUAAAAAUACUGUAAGUAAGUGAAGCUAACUGUAACCAGUUCCUAAGUUACUGAUGUCACUGAGCUCUCUUCAUCCACCACACUGUAAUUUAUUGUGAGCAAGUUAAUCCAUGUUUCACAUUGUAUGUUGACAAAAGGCAAAGUGGUUGUUGUCAAUAUUAUGAUGUUGUUGUACUAAGUACAAGUUCUCAGCAUUGAAAUUCCUAUAAUUUACUGACCAAACUGAAUAAAUAUUUCUGUGGGAUAAGAA